AACCUUACCUUAAAUAAAAUACAGUUUUAGAUCAUUAAAUGGGGGGUCACAAGACAUCUGGACUACCCUGUAAGUGUGGAUGCAGAGGACUUAAGUUACUUUCUUCGUAAUUUCCUGGAAUGGCUGCUCUCUGGGAGAGUUUCGUAUUGGUAAUUUCUUCACCUUGGGAAAUGGUGCCAAUAGCACAAUUUAAUUAAAACCAAUUGGAAACAAUUAUGACAAAUAUAUACAGUACCAUAAUUUAUUUUUGUAAAAAAGAGCGAAACGAAAUACACUUCUGAGAAUAGGUUUCACCCCUUGAUGGCAAUACAACAGGUGUUAAGAUGUUUAAACACCAAAUAGAAACCUUUUUCAAGGAAUCAAGUCUGCAUUAACCACACGUACUUGUGGUAAAACAUGGAAACAAAGUUCUCUGAUAUAUUGAUUGCCUCUGAAACUGAUUGGCCUACACCAGAGGCAGCCUUCUUUAUGGCCUUAUCUCACCAGUGUCACACCAGAGAACGCCAAAAGGCGAAUAGUUAACGCGUGUUCACGUGUGCCACGUGGGCGCGGUGAGAUUGAGAAAUGAUGUGGGCCAAAUUGCGUUUCAUGAGUCACAUCCGGGCUGUUUGACAUGACACAAUUGCGUUCAGGUUCUGGGGCUCACUCGGGCCUGAUUCGUUGGGGCUCAGAAGUGCCGUGGCCAGCAGCUGUGAAGUCGAGUGGCCCCGUCUCUCUCGGUCGCAAGGCGGCACAAUCAAAGGGUAAAGUCAAGUUUUGUACAGGCUGUGUUCGACACCUCGAUGUGAAGAUGUCCAGCAAGACGCUUGACAAGGCGAUGCGCAGCAAGCUCAUUGAGGAGGGCCUCCGGUUCCUCCAAUCCCCGCAGCCUUUUGACGGCUCGGACAGUGAAUAUGAGGGGUUCCUGCGCAAGCUCGUGUCGUGCCUGUGGGCGGACGGGGACGAGCUGUACCGCGCGGGCGAUGCGGCCACAGCGCAGCGGCAGUACGGGGAGGCGCUGGACGUGGUGGAGUACAUGGAGAAGGAGGGCCUCCGCUGCCCCAACUCCGUCAACGAGUGUCUGCACGUCAACCGCGCCGCCUGCCACCUGCGCCACAACGACUUCGGCAAGGCCCUGGAGGACUGUGCCCUGGCGCUGAAGCUGAACGAGAAGAACGCGCAUGCGUGCUACCACAGGGCGCGAGCGCUACGCGCUACGGGCAGUGUGCGCGAGGCCUACGACUCCGUGGUCAUCUGCUCUAAGCUCAUGCCGCAGAAUCAGCAGGUCAUCGCGCUGAUGCAGGAGCUGGCACAGGCGUUGGGGCUGCGUCUGCGCAAGGCCUACAUAAGCCAGGCUUCUGGGGAGAGGCAGGCGAUAAAGAACGACAUUGAUGACGUCAUCUCAGAAGAUGAAAAUGUGAAGCCCGCCCCGGAAACGCGAAACGAAACCCCGGUGAGCAAAGCCACCCUGCCGAGCCAGCAGUGCAAUGGAAAAACCAACGCCAAACCGAUCGGCGGCGGUGGUGGCAGCGGCGGUGGUGGCAGCGGCGGUGGUGGCAGCGGCGGUAGCGGAGUUACCGGCGGCAGCAGUGGUGGGGGGGGCAGCAAGGCAGCCACCGCCCCCGCCAAAACCAAGGGCCACAAGGGAGGCAGCGGAGGCAGGGGGUUGCCGGGCGGCUCGGUGCCGCCGCCGCCGCCGUCACCACUCCCGCCGCAGCAAGCCGGGCCGGGGCUCGCGGUCGUCACGCCUGCACAGACGCGGCUCGCCAGCAAGGUGGGCCCCACGCGCAAUUUCGCCACCGCAGCAGCCGCCGCCACCACCAGCGCCGCCGCCACUGCCAGCGCCACCGCCAGCGGCGUGCGCGUCAGGGAGGCUCCCAAGCCGGUAUCGGUGCUUCCCACUGCGGGGAAGAGCGGCGCUCCUGCCAAACUCGAACCCGUGCCGUUGAGGCCCGGCGAUGCCGUGGAGAAGCCACCCAAUGCGGCCGUGCCGGUCAAGGAGACCCCGCCGGGCCUGGUGAACGGCUAUGGGGGCGGGGGUGGUGUGGGGGUCGGGGUCGGGGCCAAUAAGCUGCUUCCUCUCCCUGUGGCUGAGAGCGCGACCUUCAACACCGCGGAGGAUGAGAUAAUCGGAGAAGACUUGGACGAGCUGCUGGACAUGGUUUCUGAGGAGUUCUCUAUGCAGGGCCUACAGUCGCAUUCCAUGCAGUUUCCUCCGGGACUUCAGAACUCCAUGCCCACGCCUCCUCAGGGUCUGUCGAUGCCUCAUGAAAUGCAGCUUCAUCAAGGCCUACAGAUUUCCCAGGAACUUCAACAAGGCCUGCACAUGGCCCACGGCAUGCACGUGCCCCUUCACACGGGACUGCAUUUUGCGCUCCAGCCGGGCCUGACUCUGCCCCACGGUCUUCAAAUGCCCCCGACCAUGUUCUCGCAUUCCGGAAUGGCACAUGGUGGCGGGCCCAUGCUGCACCAGCAUCACCAGCAGUUUCACCUUCAGCAGCAGCAGCAGCACUUGCAGCUUCACCAGCAGCUUCACCAGCAGCAGCACCAGCAGCAGCACCAGCAGAUGCCCCCCGGAUUCGCCGAGCGAGUGGCCACCUCCUCCUCCUGCAGGGGCCUCGACUCUUUGGACGACGUGUCCACCGCCCUGCCUGUGCUGAGGGCCACCGGGGCCUUCAGCAGCGGCCCCAUCGCCUACGAUGGAGGUGCUGGCCGGCUCUAUCCUGAAGGAUGGCCCGGUCACAUCCUGCAGGAAGAGUUGAUGAAUGUGGUGGCGAAAAUGAACUCUGCCGAUAUUGUGGCCGGUCUUGCGAGGCCCGGCUGGGCCGGCGUGGGCAUGGUCACCAACCCCCUGGCGGAGACGCACGACCUGAGGCAGGCGUGCGCUCAGUGCUUCCCCUUAGCUGCGGGUUCCGAAAUCCACGAUUACAAGUUUUUUCCGGACCUGGAACACAAGUGUAAAAAGGACUUGUUGAUAGGGCGGCUUCGGAACUCAGAAGAUCCCCGCUUCAAAAUAAUAAGGCCCCGACCGCAGAUGAUAAACUAUAUCGGCUCAUACUACAUAUGCAAAGACAUCACGGAGGGCAAGGCGUGCCGCUUCCCCGGCCACUGCCGGUUCGCGUACAGCCAGGAGGAGAUCGAUGUGUGGACGCAGGAGAGGACGGGGCUGAUGCAGCGCGCGCUGCUGUUCGCACCCGUGUGCGGUACCGGCGGCUGGAGGGUCCGGUUGACGCUACAGGAGCUGAUAGAGGAGCACCAUGGAAUAUUUCUCUUCCUAUGCGAGGAAUGUUUUGACAAUAAACCCCGGAUGUUGAGUAAACAAAAUAAAGAAAACCCCAAGUAUUGCACCAACCAGAGCGCCAAACACAUCUUCGAGGAAACCAAGUGCCUGGUGCACGUGUUGCGCGGCACCAGCGUCCACUACUCGAAGAUCCGCCCGCUCAACGAGCUGAGCCAGUUCGACAUUUGCCGGCACGAGAUCCGCUAUGGCUGCCUGCGCGAAGACAAGUGCAACUUCGCUCACAGCUUCGUGGAGCUCAAGGUCUGGGUGAUGCAGCAGCAGUCAGGAAUUACCCACGAGGAGAUUGAGAUGGACUCUGCCAAGAUCGUGGCUCAGAGCAGCGGGGCGCUCGCAGCUCCCACACACAAGAUAUCCAAGGUGGAGGCGAAGCGCUCUCAGAUGCGCUUCCGCAUGAAGUUUGUGUGCAGUCAGUGCUGGAGAAACGGGCAGGUGACCGAGCCUGAAGCUACGCUUAAGUACUGCAACUCCAAGGCUAGACACACCUGGUCCAAAGAGCGCCGGGUUCUUCUGGUCAUGUCACCGGAGCGCAAGAAAUGGACACAAAUCCGCCCCUUCCCAACUCCCAAAAAUGUGCCCCUGCAGUUUGAUUUGUGUGCUCAUGUGGCCAAGGGUAAAAAGUGCACGUUUUUGGGAAACUGCACCUUUGCUCACAGCCAAGAAGAAAAGGAAGUCUGGACCUACAUGAGAGAGAGUAAUAUUAAGGAAACGGAGAAGCUGUAUGAAAUUUGGAUGGAAACGCACGGGCCCAAGGCAGCGGCUAAAGACACCACGGGGGGGACUCUGUCGGGCAUCAGUGGACAGAGCUCGGAGCACAUCUCUCUGCCUACCGACUACGCAGACAUCACGACCGGCUUCCACUGCUGGCUGUGUGGCAAGAACUGUAACGGUGGGAAGCAGUGGCAGCAGCACAUCACGUCGGAGCGGCACCGCGACCGUGUCUUCCUGGACGAUGAUGAGCAGAACUGGCAGCAUCGCUUCCCUGCUGGGGAGUUCUCUCUGUGCCCGUUGAUUGAGCACGGGAACAUUUGUCCCGAAGAGAGUGAGUGCAAAUACGCGCACGGUGCCGCCGAGCUCCAGGAGUGGAUCGAGCGACGGGAUUACCUCAAGUCCAAACUCGCCAAGGCCAUCAACGACAAGCUCAUUGAUGAGCGGGGGGAUUUUGGAAAAUACAGUUUUUUAACAAAAUAGUAUUCGCUUGUAACCCCCCGUUAAAAUUGUUAAUGGAUAUCAUCUUAUUUUUACCAAUCAGUGAAAUGUUGACAAUAUUUACAGCUUAAUUUUAAUAUAAUACUUAAUCUUGCUUUGCAUAGAGAAUGUAUUCAAAUGCAAAAUUGAACCGAGUGGUUGGGCUAAGAAGUAAUGGGAACUUUAGUUGGUAAGAAAUUGUGUGGCAGAAUAACUUUGGCAGAAUACACAACGAUCCGUGUGGAUUUAUUUCCGUAUCAAGUCCGUUUGAAAUAUACAAUUAUAUAUAUUUUUUUGUUUAAUGUGAUUGCCACUUUGCAUUAUGGGCCUUUUUUGAGCAGCAUAACAGGACAAUCCCUGGACGGAGGAGUGAGAGCCGCCUGGGAGACUUGUCUCCACCACACUUCACUCACGCUCUGGCUCCCGUCAGCUCGUGCCGUGUGUGCGCUGCUUGCCUGCGUGCGUGCGCCUGUUUUGAGCAUGGUGCCAUGUCCCCACCGUAAUAGAAAUUAUUUUAUUUGUGGUUAGAUCACGUAAGUCUAAAUGUGUCGUUAAACUCGCCACCACCACCCGACAGCUAAUUGGUGAGGUUUGUCACUUACACGAUCUAUCCUUAAAACACCUUUAUUUUGGAUAAUAUUGGUCGCAAAAGCCUACGUGUUUAAGUGAAUAUUCAUUUGCUUUUGUGGCUUGUUAUGCAGGGCACCAAUUAUUUUUUUUAUUUACGUCUUUUCCCCUCUUACAGAAAAUAAAAGUUGAACUUGCUCACCAGC
Petromyzon marinus (sea lamprey) is the source of this 5238-nucleotide messenger RNA. Its product is annotated as zinc finger CCCH domain-containing protein 7A. Gene Ontology annotation, biological process: miRNA processing. NCBI's taxonomy places the organism in Eukaryota, Metazoa, Chordata, Hyperoartia, Petromyzontiformes, Petromyzontidae. Gene Ontology annotation, molecular function: protein binding; miRNA binding; metal ion binding. The record is from RefSeq and is a predicted model, not a curated record.